Molecule: messenger RNA, 660 nt
Organism: Drosophila guanche
Lineage: Eukaryota; Metazoa; Arthropoda; Insecta; Diptera; Drosophilidae
Product: larval cuticle protein 65Ag1-like
Exons: 2
Coding region: 144-512 (122 amino acids)
Cellular component (GO): chitin-based extracellular matrix
Molecular function (GO): structural constituent of chitin-based larval cuticle
Source: RefSeq, a predicted model, not a curated record
UUUUAAAUGAAUUUCCAUACAUGUGGUUUAUUGGCCAAAAAACUAGUAUUGAUUUCAAGUUAUGUCUCUUUCAUCGAUAUUUAAUUUGAAACUAGUUCCCGCCGCUCGACUGCUCAACUCAAAAUCAGACUAUAAAUAAGCAGAUGCCCCAGCCUAACAGUAUAGUUAUCUUUGAAUACCUCAACGAUCUACACAAUCCUUUCAACAUGAAGUUCCUCAUUGUCUUCGUUGCCCUGUUCGCCCUGGCCCUCGCCGCUCCUUCCGCUGAUGUGCAGACCCUCCGUUCCGAGUCGGAGGUGGGACCCGAGAGCUACAAGUACGCUCUGGAGACCAGCGAUGGCACCAACAAGGUCGAGGAGGGACACCUGACCAACGUUGGAUCCGAGAAUGAGGCCAUCGCCGUUAAGGGAUCUUUCUCCUUCGUCGCCGAUGACGGACAGACCUACACCGUCAACUACAUCGCCGAUGAGAACGGUUUCCAGCCCUCCGGCGCUCAUCUGCCCGUUGUCUAAGCUAAGCCGCUGAAGUCACCGUUGAUCACCAUUCCUUGUUAAUAUCCCCAAAAAAUAUUCCAAAAGCGAUAUAAUCCUUCGAAUUCCAUUCGAAAAGAUCAAAAUCUAAGUCAAUUGUUUAAUAAUAAAGAAAAUAAUGAGUACCUAA